Messenger RNA from Pelagomonas calceolata, 1895 nucleotides. The record is from the annotation of a GenBank genome assembly. Lineage: Eukaryota; Pelagophyceae; Pelagomonadales; Pelagomonadaceae.
AGCAGGGAGAAGUGAUACACCACCGCAUCGCUCCUCAUUCGUCGCGAAAAUACGGCUGCCGGCCUUUGCUGCUCGGGCGACGGCGGCAGCAGCAGCAGUAGCUGCAGCGUGCAGCCUGCGGAGCGACCACGGACGAAGACGAGGCGGAGCCGCAAGUGACACGGAUGGCUGCAACCUGCGCAGCGAUCGUAGAUGACGAGCCUCCGGAACCGCUGCGGCCGCAAAAGACGUGCUACGAAGUCAACGGCGUGACGCUGUCCGUCGACGGCUACGCCUACCGCCAGGACCCGCGCGGCGGCAACCUCUCCGCACACGGCAAGGCGACGGGCGAGGCCUUCUGGCCGGCGAGUCGCUUACUGAUGGACCACCUCGUGCGGGACUGUGAAUUGUUGAAAGAUGGUAGGCCGCGACGCGUCGUCGAGCUCGGCUGCGGCCUCGGUCUGGCCGGUUUGGUCGCGGCGACGAUGCUCGGCGCGACCAAGGGCAGCGAGUGCGUACUUACGGACGGCGACGCCGGCGUGGUCGCCAGGGCGCGCGCGUCGGCGAACAACGCUCGGGGCCACACGGCGCCCGUGUCCUGCGUCGAGCACCGCUGGGGCGAGCCGCACGACCUCGGGCGCUUCGACGUCGUCCUGGCCGCGGAGGUCCUGUACGACCCGGACGUAGCGCUAGAAUCAUCAAAUGCCCUCGCGAAGUCGUGCGACUCGCUAUUAGCCGACGGCGGCGUGGUUCUUGUUGCGUUCGAGCGCCGCGGUGUCGACCUCCAGGUCCUCAUCGACGCUUUCGCCGCGUUUGGCUUCGAUGGGGCGCCCGCGCCGUGCACGGACGGUGCCUACGAGGACAUUUUCGAGGAGCGCCAGGACGAGCCGUCGAUGCUGUGGCACCGAUGUCUCAUGUCGUUCACGAGACGACCACCAUUCGUCGACCUCACGGAUUGUGUCUCGGAGGAGGACCUCGCCGCAGUCUCGGAAGAGCUCGGGGCGCUCGGCGUGUUUGGGAGCGAGUUGGGCGAGGACGUCGACGUCAGUGUAUUUGCGGCCGAGAGCCAGAAGUACGGCGACGCGCUGGAGCUGGCCGACCGCGACACGUCGUGCUGGUGCGCCGACGCGUUCGUGAGCCGCGGGCCAGUGCGGAACCGGCGUCCGUCUUCGACGUGACGCGUCGACGCCGUCGACGCCGUCGACGCGUCGUCACCAUCGCAGGCGGACGAUUUUAAGUUGUGCCGCGCUCAUAGAGGUGAUCCGAGGACCUGGCGCCCGAAUGCGAACGCGACGGCGCUCCCGGCCGUCUCCGCCUUCGCGCGGCGCCUGCCGUGCUUUGCCGGUCGCGUCGGGAAAAUUGCCGUAAUCUUGAAUGGGCGGAACGACGCCGGCGUCGAGCACGCCGACCACGCGCUGCAGGAUCUGGUCUCCGAGUUCGUGUGGGUGCGGCCGCCGCGGUCGACGAAGCGGUUCUAUGUCGUGGAUAGUCGUGGCAAGAAGUGCGAGGUGCCGCCGUCGUGUCGAGUGUUGUGGUUCGAUGAUAGGCUCAAGCACGGCAUCUUCCCCGUCGACGACGAGGGCCAGGUCUCAAUUAGGAUCGACGGGCGCUUCUGCGCCGCGUUCCGCGAGCGGAUCCGGCGAGACGGCACGUUCGCCUUCGAGGAAGGUCCGGCGGUGCUCGCGGCGCAGAUCAAUGGACCGCCCUUCCUAAAACAGCGCGCCGCGGCGACCGCUUCUUUCGCGGCCGGCGACGCCGUCGAGGCAUGCUUCGGCAGCGGCUCGGUCUGGUACCCCGCGACGGUGCUGUCCACGCUCGACCGGGAGGGCAUGCCCAUGAUUGUGGUGCGCUACGACGAGGACGACGAGGAGGAGGAGCUCGAGCCCUGCUUCGUGCGUAAGACUACACUUGUUUAA